UAAUAAUCCAAUGUACUCGCAUCUAGAAUUAUCGACCCCCUCUUCUCGGUUUUAAUACACAUUUAUAGCUCAAGCUCUUAGCGCCCACGACCACUCAUAUCCAAUCGCAGGGUACUCGGUAUAUACGUAUAUACCUAAUGUUUUCCUCAAGAAACUUCCUUACUGCGAUAGGGGCAGGAGAACCAGCUUCGAGCGCCGUAACCACGGCAUGACCGUGACACGGAAAGGCGCUCAUCUACGGGACACGAUAAAAGCACCUUCGUCUGACAUGGUCUCUCAGAUUCUCCACCCUAUACACUCUCAGCAUGCCUUUCUUCCAGAAUGCUACGGGUACCACUGCAAAUAAUAGCAACUUCAGUGAUAUCAACGGCACUGGUCAUGUCAUCACUAUCAAUAACGACAACUCUCAGCGUAGUAACUAUGGAAAUACCACUUCUACGCACAACACAGACUCUUACAAUGACUCUUCCACCAAGCAGACUAUGACGGGGGGAGGGCAGCAGACUGUUAACCGUCCUUAGGGCACUCCCGGUUUAUGUCUUUGGUGCUAACUUGACCACCUGAAGAUUUUUGCAAAUCUUAUGUCUACGUUGACUUGGAACUUAAUUUUGUGUGAAGAUGUUUGUUUCUCUAGUCCGUCAUAAUUGUAAUAUGUGAAUUAUGCCUAUGGUACUUUUU
Serpula lacrymans var. lacrymans S7.9 is the source of this 678-nucleotide messenger RNA. RefSeq lists its product as uncharacterized. The transcript has 3 exons. The record is from RefSeq and is a predicted model, not a curated record. Bases 306 to 521 code for a protein of 71 amino acids. NCBI's taxonomy places the organism in Eukaryota, Fungi, Basidiomycota, Agaricomycetes, Boletales, Serpulaceae.